Molecule: messenger RNA, 1647 nt
Organism: Electrophorus electricus (electric eel)
Lineage: Eukaryota; Metazoa; Chordata; Actinopteri; Gymnotiformes; Gymnotidae
Gene: eef2kmt
Product: eukaryotic elongation factor 2 lysine methyltransferase
Cellular component (GO): protein-containing complex
Source: RefSeq, a predicted model, not a curated record
CAAUGACAUUUUUUUCUCUAUGUGAGAGUCUCUCAAGUUGGAAACUCGUGGAUGAGGCAUUCCAAUAGUGUGCAAUACAAUACUUUACUCACAGAAUUUAAAAGAUGCUAUUUAAAACAAUACAGAUUACCUAUAUUACCUAACACCUUAACAGAUUAUUAUAAGAGACUGUAACCUAUACAAACCUACACUCAUGGCAGCCCUGCUGCACCAUGGAUGUUGGUAAAUAAUUAGUCACAACUAAUUAUCAGGAAACUGAUAAUAAAAUGUAAUGUAAUGUUGCCCUGUAGGUUGAAUUAUAAAUUAUUAUAUUAUUUAACAGUCAGCCCAAUAUCAUUUUCACUGUUAUAAACAAAGUUUAAACAAAUCAUAUAAAAUGAUCUAAACUAUAAUGUAUUACACAUAUAAUACAUACAUGCUACCGUAGAUAUGGGAUUACACAGUACAGCCAGACCAGUAGGUGGGGCUACAGUAAAGUAAUAUUUUGUCCGAUGGUUUAAACGACGAAAUGCACACGUGGUAUGCUCAGUUUACAUACUGUAUAUGUCUGCGGAUUCUCCGCCUUAUCGUUUGGUCCAGAAACUUCUUAUUAAAAAAAGAAAAAUGCCCCACUCCAGACUACGCUGUCUUCAUGAUAAGAACGGAACAAACAGUCAUGAUGUCCCAUCUAACUUCCAGUUAUUAUUCUUCGCCAUGUGUCGUAUGUCAUCGUUUCCAUGGGAUGCCCUAGAAAGAGCGCUCCAGAACUCACCGUCGGAAGUCAUUUUGGACAUUUUGAGAAAGACUUGCCUACAUCCUAUCUGUCGACAAAAUCCCCCAUCGGUGAAAUACAGAAAACUCUUCCUCUCAGAAUUAAUAAAAAGGCAUGAGCUGUAUGCUUCAGAGCCUUUGGAUGAGCUGUAUGACGCCCUGGGUGAUGUUAUUGGUGCCAAGGAAGAGACCGUGUGCUAUAAAUCCUAUCUACUGCCCUCAGGGGAGCCAGUGGGUCUAGAAGAGAACGUGGCAGUCAUCUCAGAGGGAACCACGGGACUGGUCACCUGGGAAGCCGCUCUCCAUCUGGCUGAGUGGGCCCUCGAACACCCGGACAUCUUCACUGGCAGGACUGUGCUAGAGUUGGGCAGUGGGGUGGGGCUCACUGGCAUAGUGGUGUGUCGGGUAUGUAAGCCCACCAAAUACGUCUUCAGUGACUGCCAUCAAAGCGUUCUGGAAAGGCUGAGGAACAACAUUACACGCAACGGCCUGACUGAACAGGGCAGCCCAGGUGUAUCAGUGCUUACGGAGGAAGUGGACUGGCAGAAUGUGAAAAAGGACCAGUUGCGAAGAAUCGGGGCAGAUACCAUCAUAGCAGCAGAUGUGGUCUAUGAUCCUGAUAUAAUUGGCUGUCUAGUGAGACUGUUGGCAGAGCUUCUUAAGUGCAAGGGUCAGCAAAGACAUCCUGAAGUAUACAUUGCCUCUACCAUACGCAACCCAGAGACAUACAACUGCUUUAAGAAUGAAUUGGAAAAGGCUGGAUUGAAACACAUCGUCAUUACACAUCCUGUCACACAAGUCUUCCCAUACAACAGAAUCGUCUCCAUAGAAAUGAUCAAGGUACACUGUUGACAAAGCUGUCAAAAUCCUAUUGUAAUAAAGUAUUUAUUUACAUUA